Lotus japonicus is the source of this 1453-nucleotide messenger RNA. RefSeq names its product heat stress transcription factor B-2a-like. Gene Ontology annotation, molecular function: DNA-binding transcription factor activity; RNA polymerase II cis-regulatory region sequence-specific DNA binding. The transcript has 2 exons. The record is from RefSeq and is a predicted model, not a curated record. The coding region runs from base 115 to 1152 and encodes 345 amino acids. Gene Ontology annotation, cellular component: nucleus. Lineage: Eukaryota; Viridiplantae; Streptophyta; Magnoliopsida; Fabales; Fabaceae. Gene Ontology annotation, biological process: regulation of transcription by RNA polymerase II.
UUCUUUUCUAUUCUCUCUCUCUCUCUCUCUCUUACCCUCAUCCUUAUAAUCCUAACAGAACCUUCUAGAACCACCACCAUAACAAUCAAUCUUCACCUCUUUCUUUCUCUCUUCAUGGCUCCGCCGCCACCACCACCACCACCACCACCGGUGGAACAACACAACGCCGACUCCUACUCCCCCGCCGCGGCCUCCUCUCUCGAGUCUCAGAGAUCUAUUCCGACACCGUUCCUCACCAAAACGUACCAGCUCGUCGAGGACCAAUCCAUCGACGACGUGAUUUCCUGGAACGACGACGGAUCCACCUUCAUCGUUUGGAACCCCACCGUCUUCGCCAGGGACCUUCUUCCGAAAUACUUCAAGCACAACAACUUCUCCAGCUUCGUUCGCCAACUCAAUACCUACGGAUUCAGGAAGGUUAUACCUGAUCGGUGGGAAUUUUCGAACGAGUUUUUCCGCAAAGGGGAGAAACGGCUGCUCUGCGAGAUUCAGCGCCGGAAGAUCUCGCCGUCGGUGUCGUCUCCCACGGCGGCGGCUGCGGUAGCUCCGACGGUGGCGGUUCAUUCGCCGGUUCCGCUGACUGCUGUACCGAUAAGAUCGCCGUCGAACUCCGGCGAGGAGCAGGUGAUAUCGUCGAGUUCGUCGCCGUCGCGAGGUCCGGCGGAGCUUCUCGAUGAGAACGAGAGGCUGAGGAAAGAGAACGUUCAACUGAACAAGGAGCUUGCGGAGAUGAGGUUGCUUUGUAACAAUAUAUAUAGUUUGAUGUCUAGCUAUGCGAGCGGCGGCGGUAACAACCAGCAAGCGGACGUCGGAAGUAGCGGCGGCUGCGCGCAGGGGAGCAGAGAGUCCGUGUUGACGGCGGUGAGGCCGCUUGAUUUGAUGCCGCCGGCGACGGAAACCGCUCCGGUGGAGAUGAAUCCGAAGCUGUUUGGGGUCGCGAUAGGAGCGAAGCGAGCGAGAGAGAACGGUAGCGGUGGUGACGGUGGCGGUGGCGGAGGCGGAGGCGGGGAGGAUGAUACACUUCUGCGCAUGCAUCAGCCACCUCCUGCGGAGGUGAAAUCAGAGCCGUCAGAUUGUCAGAACCAUCUCGAGAACCAGCAAACGCCGUGGCUAAAUCUGUGCCGUACAACAAAUCAGAGAGUUUGUAACUGACACGUGGCUAUGCUUUAACGCGUGGAACAUGAUAGAUUAGAUAGGUAGUGGCGUAGGGAAUCUGAGACCGAGCACGCGGAGGCGCACGUGAUGAUCGUCACGUGCGUCGUUUAACCGUAUGGGACCGAUUCCCAGAAGCUUCCCAGGGGACGCUUACAAUUCCGUCCCACAAGUCAGAAGAAAACGAUACUCUUGUCCUUUUAUUUUCGUCAUUUCUUUUAUUUUUCUUUGCUUUUUUUAGCAUUAAAAUUGUACUGUAGAUUUUCCUUUGGUAGUAUAUAGUAUUUAAGAUUUUGUUUAA